Messenger RNA from Calidris pugnax (ruff), 780 nucleotides. RefSeq names its product PRELI domain containing 1 (gene PRELID1). NCBI's taxonomy places the organism in Eukaryota, Metazoa, Chordata, Aves, Charadriiformes, Scolopacidae. The transcript has 4 exons. The coding region runs from base 161 to 625 and encodes 154 amino acids. Gene Ontology annotation, molecular function: phosphatidic acid transfer activity. Gene Ontology annotation, biological process: phospholipid transport. Gene Ontology annotation, cellular component: mitochondrial intermembrane space. The record is from RefSeq and is a predicted model, not a curated record.
GCGGUUUCCAGCCCCGGGGGUGUUGGCCGGGAGCAGGGUCUAAUGUUUUCUCCCCCCUUUCCAUUUUAGCAAACAUGUCCUGACCGAAGACAUUGUGCACCGGGAGGUGACGGCGGACCACAAGCUGCUCUCCCGGCGGCUCCUGACCAAGACCAACCGGAUGCCCCGCUGGGCGGAGCGCUUCUUCCCGGCCAAUGUCGCCCACUCCGUCUACAUCCUGGAGGACUCUAUUGUGGACCCCAAGAACCGAACCAUGACCACGUUCACCUGGAACAUCAACCACGCACGUCUCAUGGUGGUGGAGGAACGCUGCGUGUACCAGGUGAACCCAGAGAACAGCAACUGGACCGAGGUCAAGCGGGAAGCCUGGGUCUCUUCCAGCCUGUUUGGUGUCUCCCGGGCCGUCCAGGAAUUCGGUCUGGCCAGGUUCAAAAGCAACGUGACCAAGAGCACUAAGGGAUUCGAAUACGUGCUAGCGAGAAUGCAAGGAGAAGCUCCGUCCAAAACACUGGUGGAGACAGCCAAGGAAGCGACCGAGAAAGCCAAGGAGACAGCACUGGCUGCUACGGAGAAAGCCAAGGACUUGGCGAGCAAGGCAGCCACCAAGAAGAAGCAGUACGUGUGAGCGGCCGGGCACAGGCGGGCGCUGGCUGCACCAGAACAGUUAGGAGCCUCCUUAGAUUUUAUAUUUUUAAACAAACUGUACAAGUCUGACAAUCAGCUGCUGUUAGACCCUUUCUGAGAUGUAAUUAUCAUUAAAGAAUCUACUCCCACCUCUGA